Pararge aegeria (speckled wood butterfly) is the source of this 1542-nucleotide messenger RNA. RefSeq names its product putative inorganic phosphate cotransporter. The record is from RefSeq and is a predicted model, not a curated record. Bases 1 to 1542 code for a protein of 513 amino acids. Gene Ontology annotation, molecular function: transmembrane transporter activity. Gene Ontology annotation, biological process: monoatomic anion transport; transmembrane transport. Lineage: Eukaryota; Metazoa; Arthropoda; Insecta; Lepidoptera; Nymphalidae. The transcript is spliced from 8 exons.
AUGUCACUAACCGGAUGGCGUCGAAUACUAAACAGAGUGAUAUUCAUACCACAGCGCUAUGUUUUCGGCUUGCUUGGACUGUUUGCGUUGGCAAACUCAUUUACGAUGCGCGUAUGUCUAAGCGUGACAAUCGUAACAAUGGUGAAGAAAGUAACUUCUGAGGCACACAUAGUUGGUGAAACAUGCCCUUCUGACGCAAGCACUUCUUCUACUUCUAAUUCUUCUGUAAUUUUUGAGGGUCAUGAAAAAUACGACUGGGACGAAAGCACUCAAGGUUUACUACUCAGUGCGUUUUACUACGGAUAUGUGGUCACGCAUCUACCUGGUGGACUACUGGCUGAAAAGUUCGGAGGAAAAUGGACGCUUGGUCUGAGCUUACUCUGCACUUCUGUUUCUACAGCUCUGACACCAUUUGCAGUUGGAAUCGGGGGUGCUGUGGGGCUUUUCAUUAUGAGGGUAAUUUGUGGUCUUGGCGAGGGACCAGUCACACCAGCAUUUGUUUUACUAAUGGCUCGAUGGGUUCCACCGGCAGAACGGUCUCGUUUUGGGGCUAUGAUAUUCGGAGGGGCGCAAAUAGGCAAUAUUGCUGGUCCAUAUAUUUCGGGAGUGCUCUUAGCGAACGGCGGUGACUGGGCCAACGUAUUUUAUGUAUUUGGAAGCCUCGGGGUGCUAUGGUUUCUGUUUUUUACACUUCUCUGCUACAGUACACCGAACUCUCAUCCUUUUAUAUCUGAUGAAGAGCGAGAUUACUUGAAUGCUAAUAUAACUGCCUCGGGCUUGCAUAAGAAAUUAGAUCCUGUGCCAUUUAAAGCAAUGCUACGUUCACCACAACUGUGGGUACUUGUUAUAGCUGCUGUAGGUCAUGACUGGGGGUACUUUACGAUGAUAACUGAUCUUCCCAAAUAUUUCUCCGAUGUUCUCAAGUUUAAUAUUAAGGAAACUGGAUUAAUGUCAGCCCUUCCAUACAUUUCUAUGUAUAUAUUUUCAUUUAUCUUUGCUGGCUUAUGCGACCUAUGCAUAAGAAGAAAGUGGCACAGUAUUACAACAGGAAGAAAAAUCUAUACUACUGUAUCAUCAACAAUACCCGCAAUAUUUAUUAUUCUGGCUUCAUAUUCUGGCUGCGAUCGCGCGAAGGCUGUAGGAUAUUUCAUUGCAUCAAUGACCUUCAUGGCUGGGUUCUACAGCAGUGUGAAGAUCAAUGCUAUGGACAUUGCCCCUAACUACGCAGGAACAUGUUCUGCGUUUGUUAAUGGAUUAGCAGCUGUAUCAGGGAUGAUUACGCCGUAUAUGGUCGGACUUUUGACACCAGGUCAAACCCUCAAGCAAUGGCGGAAUGCAUUUUGGACUAUGUUCGGUGUAUUAAUAGGCACGAAUAUAAUCUAUUUAAUAUGGGGCUCUGGCAAACAGCAAUGGUGGGAUGACGUGGACAAGUAUGGCUACCCGGCUAACUGGAAACAUGGACCACUAAAAAAGAGACCUGAAAAUAUAGAAAAAAAGGUUGUAUACCCAAAGCAUGACCACUCGCCAAUCGUCAUGGACUGA